UAGAUAAAACUAAAUUUAAAAUGGGGUUCGACAUAAAGAGAAUGGACAUUUACAGAAAGGUCCCUAAAGAUCUGACACAGCCUACUACCACCGGUGCUAUUGUUUCUAUCUGUUGCUGCAUAUUUAUCGCUUCCAUGUUAUUUGUUGAACUGCUAUGGUUCAUAUCUCCAGACAUCAAAUCCGAACUUAUUGUCGAGAAUAACGAUCCAACAGAAAGGAUUCCAGUUCGAAUAAACGUGAGUAUCCCUAACAUGCGCUGUGAGUUUUUAGGAAUAGAUAUUCAGGACGAUCAAGGGCGGCAUGAAGUAGGUUUUAUAGAAAACACUGUAAAAACCCCUCUAGGAGAUACUGGCUGCCUAUUUGAGGCUAAAUUUCAGGUAAACAAAGUUCCUGGGAACUUUCACCUCUCCACACACUCAGUAGAUGUCCAGCCGGACCAGUACGAUUUUGCGCAUGAAAUCCACGAAAUCUCAUUUGGCAGUAAAAUCCGCAAAAUCAGCGCCAAGAACAUUCGCAGCAGCUUUAACCCUCUCGGGGGCAGGAGCAGGCUGGAUGGGAACAGUUUGGAGUCUCAUGAAUAUAUUAUGAGAAUAGUUCCAACUACAUACGAGGAUUUGAAUGGAUUUAAGCUGACCGCUUUCCAAUAUACAUACGCGUACAGAUCCCAUAUAUCUUUUGGACACGGAGGCAGGGUUAUUCCUGCUCUCUGGUUCAGAUACGAUUUGAACCCUAUAACUGUCCGCUAUCACGAGGACCGGCCACCACUUUACCACUUCCUGACCACCAUCUGUGCAAUCGUCGGCGGAACCUUCACCGUGGCCGGGAUCAUCGACUCUUGUAUCUUCAGCGCUACCGAGAUCCUAAAGAAGUUCGAACUAGGAAAACUGAGCUAAAUACAAAGAUGAAUCUAAACUAUUAUCUGUGAUCUGGUUUAACGGACUUUAGCCAAGUGGAAUCCAUUUCAGUGCUAGCACAAGCGCCAAUUUGUUUUGUAUCAGCCGCCAUUUUUAAUUUCCUAACUUGGCGCAUUUUUUUAUAUUUUUUGCCAGCAGUAGUAACGCCAUCACCAUCCCCCCCUUAAUUUUUUUUAACAGUACUAGCAUCAACAUUUUUCCUUUAAUGGGAGUGUAAGAGGGGGGGGGGGGUAAAAAUAAAUCCUCUUUUAGAGGAAUCUUUUUAGAUCAAUGUUUAUUGUGCGUUUUUGACUUUAUUUGUUUUAAAAAAGUGUGAUUUUUCUCUCAUCUUACUUAUGUGUAGACUUUUGAAUAGUUGGUCUUGAGCAACAAAUCCAUAAACUUAAACUUGCUUUCAUGCUUUUUCUCUUCAAACACCUUGAGUGCCUGUACAGUGUACAUAAUGUUUAACAGUACAGUACAGUACAGUGCAGUACA
Messenger RNA from Eurytemora carolleeae, 1391 nucleotides. Its product is annotated as endoplasmic reticulum-Golgi intermediate compartment protein 1. Gene Ontology annotation, cellular component: COPII-coated ER to Golgi transport vesicle; endoplasmic reticulum membrane; endoplasmic reticulum. The record is from RefSeq and is a predicted model, not a curated record. NCBI's taxonomy places the organism in Eukaryota, Metazoa, Arthropoda, Copepoda, Calanoida, Temoridae. Bases 21 to 893 code for a protein of 290 amino acids. Gene Ontology annotation, biological process: retrograde vesicle-mediated transport, Golgi to endoplasmic reticulum; endoplasmic reticulum to Golgi vesicle-mediated transport. The transcript has 7 exons.